UGACCGGCCCCAGCUGCCCGCAGGCGGACCGAGUCAGACUGCUCAGGUUCACGCGGGGUGACAGGACAGGUCUGACGCUCGGCGCCCGAGUUCUUUCCGAACCCUUCCUCCACCAUUCUCCCUGCAGAAUCAGGAGCUCGCGCGGCGGCCACGAUGAGCGGCUUGACCCAGAAUAUGCGGGAAUUAUUGAAGGCUCUGCAUAGCGUGCACGGCUUUGAUAGAGUUCUGGAAAAGGUGACUGUUGUCUCCGCCGCCCCUAAGAAAAUAAUCUGUGAGAUGAAGGUGGAGGAACAGCACACCAACAAAAUGGGCACUCUGCAUGGCGGCCUGACAGCCACCCUGGUCGACUGCAUAUCAACCAUGGCUCUGCUAUGCACAGAAGGAGCGCUGCCUGGAGUCAGUGUGGACAUGAACAUCACGUACAUGUCACCUGCUAAGAUAGGAGAAGAAAUACUGAUCACAGCACACGUCCUGAAACAAGGGAGAACACUCGCAUUUGCCUCCGUGGAUCUGACCAGUAAGGCCACCGGGAAAAUAAUAGCACAAGGCAGACACACAAAACACCUGGGAAACUGAGGCGGCCAGGAAGGCCCGAGGAAACCAACAGCAAGUUGAUUACUGAUGGCAGAUGUCAGAGGCAAAAACCAGCACAAAUGUGAAGACCACCAGCACCAAGCAUCGCCUGUGCCUUCGGAUACAUUAGCAUUGCAGUGUACAAUUGUCCUUCAUUCACAUUUCAGUAAGAUGCCGAUGCAAUGCAGCAAUCUGCAAAGCACCUUCUUUCACAGUCUGUGCAGAAGACAUCUAAUUAUUUUUUUUAAGUUCUGAGAUACAAAUGAUUAAAAUAAAUCCAGGAUGAACAGGUUUCAAAAUGCA
This is a messenger RNA of Nannospalax galili (Upper Galilee mountains blind mole rat), 876 nucleotides long. It is a transcript of the gene Acot13, whose product is annotated as acyl-CoA thioesterase 13. Gene Ontology annotation, molecular function: fatty acyl-CoA hydrolase activity. Lineage: Eukaryota; Metazoa; Chordata; Mammalia; Rodentia; Spalacidae. The transcript has 4 exons. The record is from RefSeq and is a predicted model, not a curated record. The coding region runs from base 154 to 576 and encodes 140 amino acids.